GCCCAGGCGCCGCCCUUUGGCGGACGGACUGACGGAGGAGCGCGGAGCCGAGACAGCAACCACGUUAGCAGUAACGAUGUCAGCGUUGCCGCCCGCAAUGCUCUGCUGUUUCCAGAGACCGCUGCCCAAGUUUCUGAGUGAGAAGUUCUCUCAUAAGUCUCUAAAGGUUAGACAUUGUUGUCUUGGGAAACACAAGUAUCUAGUACCCAGAAAUACAACUGUCAUUGUCCAGAACACAAGUCAGAAUUAAAUUGAUAUUGUGACUCAGAGUGUGGGGUUAUGGCUACAACUCUGGGCACACAAGUCCAGGCCUCAGUGGAACCAGAGGGACUCCUGAUAGUAAAGGUGGAGGAAGAUUCCUCCUGGGAGCAGGGAGCUUCUCAACUGAAGGAAGACACCGACUCAGAAAUCUUCCGUCAGCGUUUUAGGCAGUUCCAUUACAGAGAGGCAGAUGGGCCUCACGAAGCUUUCAGACAACUGUGGGAACUCUGUUGUCAGUGGCUGAGACCCGAGACCCGUACAAAGGAACAGAUUCUGGAGCUGCUGGUGCUGGAGCAGUUCCUGACUGUCCUUCCCGGAGGCAUCCAGGGUUGGGUGAGAGAUCGGUGCCCAAUGAGUGGGGAGGAAGCUGUAGCCAUGGUGGAGAACCUACAGAAACAUCCCAGAAACCCACUCCAGCAGGAAGAGCCCUCAGAGGAGAUGGAGACUCAGGGAGGAAGACGGGGCUCCUCAGGCCCCACACUGGCACAGGGGGAGAUCCAGACCAAGGGGGUAUCUCAAGAAGAAGGGGCAUGGAACCGAAACCCGGAUACAGAACCCCAGGAACAGAGGAGUCGUGGCUCUCAACCUGCUUCUCGGCUUCCUGCCCUUCUAAAGGAAGGGAGCACCAGAGAGAUGGUAGAUGCUUUCUUUUCUUCUGGGACCCAUGGACCGAUGACAUUUGGAGAUGUGCCCUUUUAUCUCUCUCGAGAAGAAUGGGGGUGUCUGAAUCCUACUCAGAGGGACCUCUUCUGGGAUAUAAAACGGGAGAACUUCCGCAAUAUCUCUCAGGGUUUGGGGAUCAAGAGCCAGAAUGAGAAAGCUUCGUCCCAGCCUAGUUUGAAAGAAGUGGAGACAUUGCCUGGCAGAUCUGCAGGUGAUUUGCCCUGGAGCACUGAGGAAGGUGAAGUCUGGGAAAGUGAGACUCGACCUGAGAGAGAGCUGGGGCAAGAGCGCCCCAUCGGGGUAAGGAGAGGUCGCCCUCCCACACGCCAGAGACAGUUCCGAGACUUGGCAACCGAGAAACCUCACAGCUGCCAGCAGUGUGGGAAGCGCUUCCGUUGGGGGUCAGACCUGUCACGGCACCAGCGUACACACACAGGUGAGAAACCUCACAAGUGCCAGGAAUGCGAGAAGAGUUUCCGUAGCUCCUCAGACCUUGUUCGCCACCAAGGUGUCCACACAGGUGAGAAACCUUUCACCUGCGCUGAUUGUGGCAAGAGCUUCAGCCGAAGUGCAUACCUCACUGAUCAUCAGCGUAUCCACACCGGUGAGAAGCCUUAUGAGUGCACUGAAUGUGGCAAGAGCUUCUCUCUCCGCUCCUACCUGCUGGACCACCGUCGAGUGCACACUGGUGAGCGUCCCUUUGGCUGCAGUGAAUGUGACAAGAGCUUCAAGCAGCGGGCACACCUCAUUGCCCACCAGAGCCUUCAUGCAAAGAUGGCACAGUCAGUGGGAUAACCAUGGGUCUCUCCAUGGAGGGGGAAUCUCCAGGUAGAAAGGAGAUUCUGAAGGAAGGCAACAAAAGAUUUCUUUGACCUCCCAGUGUCGAUGCUGGGGCCCAUGGCCCAUGGCCUGUCUGAGCACACACCAAAAUAUCUGGACAUUUCCCUUUCCAAUUGAAGGUCAUUCUUUUCCCCUUAGGACAUCAUGAGGAUCUCCUCAUCCUUCAUUUCCCUGAUGGUUAUGUUGCAACUCCUAACACCCAUCUAUAAUAAAUAACUGCUUCAGUCAAACAAAGAAAACUUGACUUUCACAAGAAACUACUAUUUCCUUGGUCCCUUUAAAAUUCAACUUCAGAAGUAGUUGUGGGACAUAUACGUCUAUCCAAAUUCUCCCAAACCAAGAAAAUAAUUUUACUAUCUUUAAAAUUUUGUUUAUUUUUCCUUUCUCUUUUGUUUUAUGUUCUUUUCCAUCUUCCUCCCUGGAGCCUGGGGAUAUGUACUAGUUUGAAGGGAUAAGGACAUACAGAGAAAUGCAGGGAAAUUGAGACAGCUCCCUUACCUCUCCAUGCUUAGUACAUUUUGCAGAGAACUGCCUCCCAUACCUUUUUGCCCUUCUGUGGCUAUCUUUUGUAUCCCCCUUAAGUUCUCCAUAUCUUUCCCAAGUGAUUAAGAGUCCAUGAGUUCUCUAGUAGAGUCAUCCUUGCUCCAUAGAGGGGGAGGAAAGUACACUCUAAUUGACAUUCCCAGGAUUUUACUAGCCAUGAACUUACUUUUAGAGUGUAUUGAAAUUGUAGGAAUUUUAGUUUCAUUCUUCAGAACAUUCCUGUUGCUUACUUGCUAGAUGAUCUGAAAGAAUUCCUUUCCCCUCUGGCAGUUUUUUGAUCUGUAAAAUGAGAGGGUUAGAUCUGAUAUUUUUUUUUUUUUUUUUUUUGUAAAAGGUCU
Messenger RNA from Sarcophilus harrisii (Tasmanian devil), 2645 nucleotides. RefSeq names its product zinc finger protein 213 (gene ZNF213). The record is from RefSeq and is a predicted model, not a curated record. NCBI's taxonomy places the organism in Eukaryota, Metazoa, Chordata, Mammalia, Dasyuromorphia, Dasyuridae. The transcript is spliced from 6 exons. The coding region runs from base 280 to 1719 and encodes 479 amino acids. Gene Ontology annotation, biological process: regulation of DNA-templated transcription.